AUGGGUCCUGGCGUCUCAUAUCGCGAUCUCGAGGCGUGCCAGAUGUCCAACGAGGCGCUCGCGGAUGACGUGGUCACCGCCAGAGUCAGGGCAGCCGUUGCGGGCGAUUUUCAGCCUGAGCGUGUCAACGGCCUCCCCAUGAGGCCCGAUGAAGGGUCGAUUAACCUGGGCUCGAUCGACGCUCGGUCCUCGAGGCCUCCGGUGAAGGAGGACGAUGUCGAUCAUGAUAGAAGGCGCGAGUCCGCGGAGAAGCAAAAGUCCGCAAAGGACUUAGAAAAGAAGAAGGAGAAGGAGAAGAACCUCGAGCAGCAAGCGCUCGAGAAACGCCGCGCGAAGUCAAGGCAGAGGGGGGAAUCCGAGGAGGAAUCUCCUGAUGAAGACGAUGGCAAUGACGGUGAUGGUGAUAGCGAUGACUCUGAGGGGAUGGCGGCUCGCCUUGACAAAAUCCUCGAGGGUCCGCCGCAAGCCGACGUCGACGUCGCGCAGACAGGAGCUCCUAAGAGGGCGGCGGGCGGAUCCCGCGAUGGUCAACGAAGGGGGUCUUCACCAAGCCGCUCUCGCGCCGACACCCCUCUCGUGACCGCGCCAGGUCGAGUCGUUUCCGGGCCUCAACCUCCUCCCGUAUCUAGGGUGGGCCACCGGGUUAAGUCUAUGGCGACGGGGCCGCUGACCCGUGGCCGUGCCGUGGCCUUGAAUCAGGGGGAAAUAGGCCGUGGGAGCUCUAGCCCCAGCACUCGCCAGUCGUGGGACGUCGAGCCGCGGCCCGCGCCUACCCUCGAGAAGCCUGGGGUCUCGACGCGGGGCGGUUCGAGACAAGCUGGUCGAGGUGCCGGCAAGCGGGCUGUUCUUCCCGUGGGGUUGAAGCGGCCGCUGGAACAAGCCUAG
Messenger RNA from Sorghum bicolor (sorghum), 885 nucleotides. Its product is annotated as DNA mismatch repair protein MSH3-like. The coding region runs from base 1 to 885 and encodes 294 amino acids. The record is from RefSeq and is a predicted model, not a curated record. NCBI's taxonomy places the organism in Eukaryota, Viridiplantae, Streptophyta, Magnoliopsida, Poales, Poaceae. The transcript is spliced from 3 exons.